Triticum aestivum (bread wheat) is the source of this 2296-nucleotide messenger RNA. RefSeq names its product L-type lectin-domain containing receptor kinase SIT2. NCBI's taxonomy places the organism in Eukaryota, Viridiplantae, Streptophyta, Magnoliopsida, Poales, Poaceae. The transcript has a single exon. The coding region runs from base 154 to 2196 and encodes 680 amino acids. Gene Ontology annotation, biological process: protein phosphorylation. Gene Ontology annotation, molecular function: ATP binding; protein kinase activity; carbohydrate binding. The record is from RefSeq and is a predicted model, not a curated record.
CUGACUAAGGUUCAGUUUUUCUCUUCUGAUGCUCGAUGAUUUGUGCAACUCUAGUCUCGGCGAGAGCAUCAAGCAGAAAAGUACCACUACUUUUGCUUGGCUCUGCGCAACUACUAGAGAAAAAUAGCCUCGACCGUGAGUGAAGUGACAACCAUGGCUGCCAAGAAGCUCGUGCUCAUACGCCUCCUACUCGUGGGGUUCAUAAUAAACCAUGUAGCCCGCACCGCCGCCGGCGCCGGUGACGACGACCACCAGUUCGUCUACUCCGGCUUCGCCGGCAGCAGCGGCCUGCUCCUCGACGGCGCGGCGUCGGUGACAGAGAGCGGCCUCCUGGAGCUCACCAACGGCACGCUCCGCCAGAAAGGACACGCCAUCUACCCGACCCCGCUGCGCCUCCGUGGCCGCUCCUUCUCGUCCUCCUUCGUGUUCGGCAUCCUGUCCGCCUACCCCGACGUGAGCGCCAACGGCGUCACGCUCUUCGUCGCCCCGACCGCAAACUUGUCGGGCGCCAUGGCGGCGCAGUACCUCGGCCUCCUCAACACCAGCAACAACGGCAACGCCACCAACCGCGUCUUCGCGGUGGAGCUGGACACCAUGCAGAACAACGAGUUCAGGGACCUCAGCGACAACCACGUCGGGAUCGACAUCAACAGCCUCGUCUCGGCCAACUCCACCGACGCCGGCUACUACGACGACGACGACGGCAGCGGCGGCGAGUUCCGCAACCUGACGCUCAUCAGCCACGAGGCGAUGCAGGUAUGGGUGGACUACGACGGCGGGACCGGCAGGAUCAACGUCACCCUGGCUCCCCUCGGGAUGCGGAGGCCGGCGAGGCCGCUGCUCUCGGUGGUGCACGACCUCUCGGCGGUGAUCCCCGACACCGCGUACAUCGGCUUCUCGUCCUCGACAGGGCUGGUCAGCUCCCAGCACUACAUCCUUGGAUGGAGCUUCGCGUUGGACGGCCCCGCGCCCGCCAUCGACAUCGCCAAGCUGCCGAAGCUGCCCCGCGAGUUCCCGAAGCCGAGGUCCAAGGCCAUGGAGGUCAUCCUGCCCAUAGCCACUGCCGCGCUGGUCCUCUUCGUGGGGACGGCCCUUGUCCUCCUCAGGAGAAGGCAGCUGAGGUACAGCGAGCUGAGGGAGGAGUGGGAGGUGGAGUUCGGGCCGCACCGCUUCUCCUACAAGGAUCUGUUCCGCGCCACGGAAGGGUUCAAGAACAAGAACCUGCUGGGGGUAGGAGGAUUCGGCAAAGUGUACAGAGGAGUUCUUCCGGCGUCCAAAUGCGAGAUCGCGGUGAAGAGGGUGUCGCACAGCUCGAAGCAGGGCAUGAAGGAGUUCGUCGCCGAGAUCGUCAGCAUAGGGCGGAUGCAGCACCCCAACCUCGUCCAGCUGCUCGGCUACUGCCGCCGGCAAGGUGAGCUGCUUCUGGUGUACGAGUACAUGCCAAACGGGAGCCUCGACAAGUACCUGUAUUCUCAGCCUCAAGAGGCCAACGACAAGCACAACGGUACUCUGAAUUGGGUUCAGAGGCUUGGGAUCAUCAAAGGCAUUGCAUCGGGAUUGAUCUACCUCCACGAGGAGUGGGAGAAAGUUGUCGUCCAUCGCGACAUCAAGGCCAGCAACGUGUUGCUCGACAGCGGCAUGAACGGCCGGCUCGGCGACUUCGGGCUCGCGAUGCUGUAUGACCACACUGCCGACCCGGAGACCUCGCAUGUCGUCGGAACCAUAGGGUACCUAGCCCCGGAGAUUGGCCGUACCAGCAAGGCGACCAUCCUGACCGACGUGUUUGCCUUCGGCAUAUUCGUGCUGGAGGUCACCUGUGGGCAGAAGCCCAUCAUGCAAGAUUCAAAGGAUGAUCAGCUCAUGCUGGCAGACUGGGUGGUGGAGCACUGGAACAGGGGGUCACUGGUUGAGACGGUGGACAGCAAGCUCCAGGGCGACUACGAUGCCGAUGAGGCGUGUGUGGUGCUAAAGGUGGGGUUGUUGUGCUCUCACCCGUUUCCUGAAGCAAGGCCUACUAUGCGGCAAGUCUUGCAGUACCUGAAUGGUGAUAUGCCGGUGCCGGAGCUAGUUCCGGCGCACCUGAGCCUCCAGAUGCUGGCGUUCAUGCAGAAUGAAGGGUUUGAUUCGUACGUCAUGUCGUAUCCUUCAUCUGUGGAGAGCAUUAACAGCCUCACUAGCCUUGUGCACGAGAGAUAGGGUAUGGUGUUAACAUUGGUUUGUAUUCCUUGUCUCUUGUAUAUGGGCAAUUAAGCUCAUACUUGUGUAUGGUAUAUGUUGGAAACGAUUGUUUUGGCAA